AUGCAACACUUCUUUGGCCUAGAAGAGAGUGGAGAUGUGGAUCCUCAGACCGUAGCGGCUAUGAGAAGAGCUCGCUGUGGUCUCUCUGAUGUUGAGCCGUUCAGAAGGACGAUGCGAUGGACGAACAGAACUCUAACAUACAGAAUCUCCAGACUCAGCUCAAAGCUGACAGCUGCACAGGUCAGGACAGCAUUCAGACAGGCAUGGAAACUUUGGGCUCAAGCAGUGCCCUUGAAAUUCCGCAGACAGAUAAGGAGUGAUGCUGACAUCGUCAUUUCCUUCAAUAACAAAGAUCAUGAAGAUGGGUCACCAUUUGAUGGUGAGGGAGGUAUCCUGGCACAUGCCUUCUUCCCCGGACCGGGCAUUGGUGGAGAUGUGCACUUCGAUGAUGAGGAGGCCUGGACAACAACAAAUGUCAAGGGCUGUAACCUCCUCGCUGUGGCGGUGCAUGAGUUCGGACACGCUCUCGGCCUUCCACAUUCAUCAGAUCCUGGAGCCAUCAUGUUCCCAGCCUAUAAUUUUGGCUUGCACAAUGUUUUGCAACUGUCUUUCCAGGACGUCAAAGAUAUACAGGAAAUUUAUGGUAAAAGGAAAAUCAAUUUGGACAGACUUCCUCCGAAAACACCAGAUAAAUGUGAUCCUAUGCUGUCAUUCGACGCGGUGACAGGCAUGCAGCAGGAGCUUGUUUUCUUUAAAGACAGGUUUAUUUGGCGGGUACAUCCCAGUUUUGAGCAAAUAGGAAUCACACUAAUAACAAGUUUGUGGCCUGACCUCCCAGCUCACAUAGAUGCUGCCUAUGAGAACACAAACACAAAUAGCAUGCUAGUUUUCAAAGGCCCUCGAUACUGGGAGGUGAGCUCUCUCCAGGUAAAGCAUGGUUAUCCAAGAAACAUCUCGGAAUUUGGAUUCCCAUCCACUGUUAAGAGCAUCGAUGCAGCUUUGUAUUUCCGGGAAACACGUCUCAUAGAUUUCUUCAUUGGUGGAGCAUGCUGGAGGUUUGAUGAAGAUGUAGGGCAGAUAAUGGAAGGUUUUCCUAAACCUAUCGCACAUGAAUGGCCGGGAGCUGACUCACCUGUGGAUGCUGCAGUAGCUCAUGAUGGACCUCAACAACUGGAAUUCAACCCCAAAAUUAGACAAGUAAUGAAGACAGUGGCUGCACACACAUGGCUUCAGUGCCGAGAAAUUACAGGCAGUUGA
Molecule: messenger RNA, 1197 nt
Organism: Sinocyclocheilus anshuiensis
Lineage: Eukaryota; Metazoa; Chordata; Actinopteri; Cypriniformes; Cyprinidae
Product: matrix metalloproteinase-18
Exons: 9
Coding region: 1-1197 (398 amino acids)
Biological process (GO): collagen catabolic process; extracellular matrix organization; proteolysis
Cellular component (GO): extracellular matrix
Molecular function (GO): zinc ion binding; metalloendopeptidase activity
Source: RefSeq, a predicted model, not a curated record